This is a messenger RNA of Melitaea cinxia (Glanville fritillary), 735 nucleotides long. RefSeq lists its product as uncharacterized. The coding region runs from base 4 to 735 and encodes 243 amino acids. Lineage: Eukaryota; Metazoa; Arthropoda; Insecta; Lepidoptera; Nymphalidae. The record is from RefSeq and is a predicted model, not a curated record. The transcript has 5 exons.
GGAAUGAGUGGAACAAUUAUAACAUGGUUUCUAUUGGCAUUUGCAUCGAUAAUGACACAUGCAAUCGAGGUGAACGUUACGGGUGAGUGGCGACCUGAGCUGGGAUGGGAAGUUACGUGUAGCUGGCAGACUUUGUCCAAUGACUCCCUCCAAUCAGUCAGACUGUACAACAAUGGACAACAGUUUAUGAUAUAUAGACUUGAGAAACAUGGCUCUAAACGAAGUGAGGUAUUCCAAACACCCCAAUUAGUUAUGCACAUAGAUUGUGCUACAACCAAAGACAAAGGACAAGAGGGACGCUGCGUUAUGCUCCUAGAGCCUUUCCAGCCUUCUCUAAAUGAUUUCGUUUACACAUGCGAAGUUUCUGGCGAAAGACCGAUGUUCCGGAUAGAGAAAAAGGAUUACCUCGUAAAAAUUCUUGUACCACCGUCAAACGCCACACUCACUAGCCAGUACCAAGACGGAUCAUCUCCAACACGCGUAAUGCUCAAUUGCUCCUCUUCGGGUCUUCCGGCACCAACCUUGAAGUGGACUGUAAAUAAAGAUAAGCUCGAAGCAGACUUCACCGGUCGUGUCUGGAACGCGACGUCAAAACUUUGGAAUGUGUGGUCAUAUUUGUCGUACACUCGCGACACCAACUCAAAGGUUCUCUGCAGUCCAGAAGUAAAUUCUAAUAAUGAGGUUAUUAAAGGAAUACCGGCUGAAUUUAACUCUGCUCCUAGAUAUAUUGGUUAG